UUUGCGGUUUUAGUCAUACAAAAAAAAGAUUGUGUUGUUGAGUCACAAAUUCACUUUUCUAUUCACUGGGUAGUGUUGUGGGCCUGUGCCUGUCGAGUGUGUAUUUUUCAUAUUUAAUUUAGAAGAUACAACUAUUAUUGUAAAAUGUUUCGUUUACUGUUGGUCCUCUUUCUGCAUCAACCUUGCCGCAGUGCAGAACUGGCUGCUUGCAGUGAAGACUCUCAAUGUCCGAACGAUUUUUAUUGCGAAAGUCAUGCAUUUACCUGCCGUCAGUGCCUUCAAUGUGAAUUAUUUCACCGAUCGCUACCACUGUCAUCAACACUGUGUGUAAAAUCAAUUGUCGAGUGUGGUCCUUGUUUGAAAGGUUUUAAUAAUGAUCAAGAAUCACAAGAUAGUUUGAAAGAUAAAUGUACAAUAUCUGGUGUAAAACAAAAACAGCUGAUACCGAUCUAUGUUUGGAUUAUAAUCACUGUGUGUGUAUCUGCUAUAAUAUAUCUUGUGGUACAUUUGCUGUGCAAAACGCGUGUACUCACCAAAAUAAUCUACUCUAUAACCUGUACGGCAGCGCAACACACACAGGAGCAGCCACAGGGACAGACAAGGAAUCAUGUUGUGCCCAGCGCACCUUAUUAUUCGGCUGGCACUCCUGAGGAUCCGUAUCCCCGUUCACACCAACUACAAAUGAUGUCUGUAACGGACACUGAUCAUCCCCCUUUCUAUAAUUUAUUGUAUCCGCCAUUGGAAAGUAAUCCUCUGCUGCUCGAUCAAGAUACGUCUCCAAAAGAGCCAUAUAAAUUCAAACCAAUUAUACCUAUAUGUCCAAAGGAUGCUUAUGAAUCUAUGAAUCAUCAUUCUGCUGUGGUCUUCAAUAGAGCCAUUUACGAUACUAACGCGCCUGCCAAUACCGUGCCAAUACUAGAUAACGGAGUUACAGAAGACACACAAACCUCUCAACCCGAUGGAAUCAUUCAAACCGUCAUCUCGUAA
Messenger RNA from Achroia grisella, 987 nucleotides. RefSeq lists its product as uncharacterized. The transcript has 6 exons. Lineage: Eukaryota; Metazoa; Arthropoda; Insecta; Lepidoptera; Pyralidae. The record is from RefSeq and is a predicted model, not a curated record. Bases 145 to 987 code for a protein of 280 amino acids.